AUGUCAGCGCUCGAAACGAUCUGGAUAUCAGAUGCUUCACCUCUCUUCAAGUACUCUCCAGACCCGAUCAUCGCUGAUACCGCAUUGACCGCGCCUUGGAGCAUACAGCCUUCCGACUCGAAUGACACACGACAUGUAACAUCAGGACCAGCUGGGUUGAUACUCCCGUCCAUCUACUCAUCGAGCUUUGAGCCGGUAUGGUCGGGCUCAACAGACGGAUACUCCCUACACCUCGUCGUCAAUGAUUCACCGCCUCAGUCGAUCAAUCCAGGCUUAGCCGCUCAGUUCGACGCUGGAAUCAAUACCCUCAUGUUGGCUGUGAGAUGCGGCGGGAGUUGUUCGCCCAUCAACUUUUCCGGUGCCAACCUCGGUGUCAAGAUGGUUCCUGAUGGUGUGACGGGCCAGUCAAUACAAAUUGACGAUGCCGACAAAGCCAUCACGUAUACUGGUUUCGCCCCGAUCUCUUCCCCAGGGAGCAUCACCGUGACCGCAGAUGACUAUGAUCAAACGCUAAGCUCGACAGGAUCAGAAGGCGCAACUGCCAGCGUAUCCUUCAAAGGAGUGUACGGCGUGACUGGACCAUCGUUAGGCGUCUUCUCGGUAACCAUCGAUGGGAAUGACCAGGGGACCUAUUCCGCUGCAAACAGUAUCGACGCACACGGCGUCCUCUUGUUUUUCGCCGGCAACUUGGACGCAUCUCAGCACACGUUAGAACUAGAGGCAAAGAGCGGAGCCAAAAUCGGCCUCGUCAUCGAUUCGUUCGUUGCAUGGGGCCCUCAAGGCGUCGUGGGGUUCUCUCCCUCUCGCACCGACCUCCCCGACGGGAGCUCCGACGGCGUUCCUGGCGACGCUGCACAAGGAUCAGGCACCCCCAACGGAGGAGUCAUAGCGGGAGCCAUUCUCGGUUCCUUGGCGGGACUACUCCUCCUCAUAUGGAUCUUCCGCCGAGGCAUCUUCAGUAUCAAGAAGAACGACAAAAAGCUCGACCCAUGGGACGAAGCAAACAUGCUUCAAAAGCAGAAGAACGAAGCGGUCCAUGUGACUACCGUCGCCAAACAGCGAUACGUCUAUCGUAAGCAGGUCCAGGGAUGUUGA
Kockovaella imperatae is the source of this 1095-nucleotide messenger RNA. RefSeq lists its product as hypothetical. Bases 1 to 1095 code for a protein of 364 amino acids. Lineage: Eukaryota; Fungi; Basidiomycota; Tremellomycetes; Tremellales; Cuniculitremaceae. The record is from RefSeq and is a predicted model, not a curated record. The transcript is spliced from 6 exons.